Sphaerulina musiva SO2202 is the source of this 1184-nucleotide messenger RNA. RefSeq lists its product as uncharacterized. The transcript has 2 exons. Lineage: Eukaryota; Fungi; Ascomycota; Dothideomycetes; Mycosphaerellales; Mycosphaerellaceae. The record is from RefSeq and is a predicted model, not a curated record. The coding region runs from base 316 to 1011 and encodes 231 amino acids.
GUAACGAGAAUCGCGAGCAAACCACGGGAGCUCAUGUGUCUAGUCUGACCUGCAACUGCGGGAAGUUGCAGGUCAAGUCAGUCCAUUCCUUGUUCCCCCUUGCAACGUCUCCUACCGCGUCCUCGGUACCAAGGAAUCUCGCAUAUGGGGGAUUAUGUAGGUAAACACCCGAUCCUGAAACAACGACAUCUCUCCCAUCAGCAUCGGAUUUCGACCGCAUUCGAAACCCAGAAGCAUCAAUACCUACCUACCUGACCUGUCUGUACCUCACUCAAGCAUCGCCCACACAACCACUUCAACGAGGAGGCCACCACAAUGAUGCACCACUUCCUGCAUCUCCUCCUCGCUCUCUCCUCCUCCUCAGCCAUCACCUCCACUACAGCCCACCCAUCCGCCAAAUCCGACACCCUCGCGGCCCCGAAGCCAAUAUCACUCGACGAUGAAAGCAGUAUCUUCACCCGGGCCGCUCUCAACUCCUCCUCUCCCGCACCAAACGCCACCGUCGAGCUCUGCACCGAACCUCAAUUCAAAGGAGAAUGUGUCAAUUCCACCUGGCCCAUCAACACUUGCAUUUCUCUGAAUGGAUAUGCCGGCUCCGUCCUCUCCUUCCAACCCAUCCCAGGCUACGAAUGUCUCCUCACCCAAAAACGCUGCAACGUCGCCAUGCCCUACAUUUCCAUCGGCUCCGACGACGAAACCAACACGGCCGGAGACGAUCUCUCGAAUUUGUCAUGGAUUGCAAAUUCAGACAGUUAUAUGUGCUUUACAGAAUUGGAGGCUCUGCGCCGCUUUGUGCGAAUGCGCUUGAGAGUUCCCCUCAGAGAGGCCACGGGCGUGAGUCGGAUGGCGGAUGUGCAGAAGCGGAGGAGGGAUGAUGAUGCUUCCUCUUCUUUCCAGACAAAGACAAAGAGGGAGGAGAAGAUGACGAAGGAAAAAAGAUGGACGUGGGUGGAUGAGGUGGCGGAGAAUUUGGAGCGGGAGAAUGCGAGAGCGGCACUUCGGGACGCUUAGACUUACCUAGAGUGAUUGAGUGAGAUGGACGCCAUUGGUAGUGGUUGCGGAUGAUAAGUAGGGUGUAGGAGACCAGACAAGGCAGAAAAGAUUAUAUGAGAUGCAGCAAUUGUAUUCUGAGACCCUUUGCAGUACGUCGAGCUAUUGAAGCAGGCAGGCUAUGUAGGUGACAG